Molecule: messenger RNA, 2415 nt
Organism: Dicentrarchus labrax (European seabass)
Lineage: Eukaryota; Metazoa; Chordata; Actinopteri; Moronidae
Product: complement C1q-like protein 2
Exons: 2
Coding region: 286-1065 (259 amino acids)
Molecular function (GO): protein binding
Source: RefSeq, a predicted model, not a curated record
CAGCUGGCUGCAGCUGUCCGCGCGCACCUCUCCAUCCAGGCAGGACGCGCACCCGCACCCCGGUCACAGCCGCUGCCCAGGGGCUCGAAGCCAUCCAUUAGAGGAUCCGGACCGAGGGAUGCGCACUCUUUUAACUUCAUCUCUUUUCUUUUAGUCGUCCAGAGAGACCCUCUGUCCUCCGUCACAAUUCCCCCCCAGAGCGGCUCCACGGGUCUUCUGUCGUCCAUUGGUCCCCGAACCGCGCGGAGGAAGUGGUCGGUGGUCUUUGUGGUGACCGCCGUCGCGAUGGUUUUGCUGGCUCUGGCCGUCGCUGUCCCGUUACUGCUGCUGCGCACCUCUGAGACCUCCGCUCAUUACUAUGAGAUGAUGGGCACCUGUCGGAUGGUUUGCGACCCGUACACCGCGAAACCGGGAAGCGCCACCGCCAUGGAGGUGAUCCAGAACGUGAACGGGGUAGCUCCGCAGCCGCCGAUGGCUCAGGGGAGCCGAGGGGAGCCGGGGCGACCGGGUAAACCGGGAGUUAGGGGCCCGCCGGGAGAACCAGGACCCCCUGGUCCGAGGGGGCCACCGGGAGAGCGCGGCGACGGGAAACUCGCCUUCCCCGCGAUAACCGGAGCUGCGGGGGCUGAGAACGGCGAAACGGACGGCGUGAACUCCACGAGCAACAGUCUGAGGAUCGCUUUUUACGUCGGUCUGAAGAAUCCACACGAGGGAUAUGAGGUGUUAAAGUUUGACGACGUGAUUACAAACUUGGGGAACCACUACGACCCGAGCACCGGGAAGUUCACCUGCCAUGUGUCCGGGAUCUAUUUCUUCACCUACCAUGUGCUGAUGCGGGGCGGAGACGGGACCAGCAUGUGGGCCGACCUGUGCAAGAACGGACAGGUACGGGCCAGCGCCAUAGCUCAGGAUGCAGACCAGAACUACGACUACGCCAGCAACAGCGCCGUGCUGCACUUGGACUCUGGGGACGAGAUCUAUGUCAAACUGGACGGCGGCAAAGCCCACGGAGGCAACAACAACAAGUACAGCACCUUCUCCGGCUUCAUCUUAUACCCCGACUAAAGAGAGGCCGCAGCCGGGUCAGCGUGGACAGUAACCAUCACUGAAAACUGUUUCCAUUAAAGUAUAUGGUCCCAUAUGUUUCUCCUCUUUUGAAGACGGAUUAAGCGCAGGCUUAUCUGCAACUGUGUAUUCUGUUUAUUUGGUCAAAGACCUUUUAGUAUUUGAUUGAACUUACAUUCAACUCCUCUACUGCCAUCAGAGUAUGUACAUAUCUUACUGCUUAGGAUCAGAAAUGACGCUCCAGGUACAGAGAGCAUGCCAGAGAUCCCAGACCAAACACCCCGUAAAAACUCUGAACUGAGAACAUAGAUGUUUCUCUUCAGUUUAUUUGAAUUAAGGGGGAACACUUUUGUUCAAGGACUGGCUGCUAACAGGCUUAGAGAUUCUUAUGAGGCACUGUGUAUUAAUGGUGUCAUAUUUGAGGCUCGAAUGAUGAAAGAAUUAAAAUCGAGGAGUAAAAUGAAUGUCAGAUAAGAUGUUUUGUGAGUAGGCAUCAGCCAGCCGUGUUUGGACUCAAGGCCCAGUCACAUCAGCAUUUAAAGUCAAUUCAUUUCAGUUCUCUCACAGGGUAAAUACACAUAUUUCCCGUUCAGUUCAACCAUAAUGAACUUUUGACGCACCAAUUUGCGCCAUCGGCCAUUAGUAAACAUCUGAGGGGACGGAAAGUCAGAGAGACCAGAAUGGAGGAAGCUAUCGUAGCACGGUCCACUUUAUUUAACCUCCUCUGUCGGAGCAAAAAGCGCACCACAACAGAGACGUGGUUUGCAGACGUUCAUGAGACAGGAGUCAGUUGUGCCUCCCUCUUAAAAGAAAGCUGAAUGAAGUGAUGCACAAUGGAGAGAAAGAGCACAGUACAAGGGAGCUUGGAGAGCUACAGGGAGUGGGAGUGUGAUAUCAUCAACAUCAAGGCGGCCAUUUUUGUAGGAUACCAACCAUGCCCUGUACACAGUCACCACCCAUCUAGCAUGGUAGUCUCAAACGGUUAAAUUCGGUGUAACAUCCUAAUGACAGAAUUAGCACCAGACACCGGUCAAAUGCUGGUGAAAUAUGUCUUUUGUGCGUACUUUAUACAUUCCUGAUGAUGAGCGAUUGGCAGAUGACAAAUGACCGGUGACAGAUAACAACAGCUAUGUACGUUAUCCUCCAAAAAUGGCAGCACCGCCCCAUAAUGCUCCACAAUUCCCAUUCCCUGUUGUAACUACGCCACCAAGCUUGUGUCAUGCUGCUCUUCCUGCAACCAGGCUUUUACUGUGGAAAGUAAAACACUUAAAGCCACAUGAUAUUAGUUUGUUUUAAAAGCUCAUUCUCCAGUUUUAGUUUUAGUUUUUAAACAGGCAUACUGUACAGUAG